Molecule: messenger RNA, 872 nt
Organism: Ricinus communis (castor bean)
Lineage: Eukaryota; Viridiplantae; Streptophyta; Magnoliopsida; Malpighiales; Euphorbiaceae
Product: universal stress protein A-like protein
Exons: 4
Coding region: 100-630 (176 amino acids)
Molecular function (GO): AMP binding
Source: RefSeq, a predicted model, not a curated record
ACGCUUUCAUCAGUUCAAAACAGACGAAGGAGAGUUACUGGAGAAUCGAGAAGAGAAGAAAGAACCGGUAGAGCGACUCAGUGAGCUGAGAACUAAAUAAUGGGAAGUAGUGAACCGACUCGGAUAAUGAUAGGAGUGAACGAGUCAACAAUAAAAGGAUAUCCACAUCCAUCUAUAAGUAGCAAAGGAGCAUUUGAUUGGACACUUUCAAAGAUCGUACGCUCUAAUACGAGUGCUUUUAAGCUUCUCUUUCUCCAUGUCCAAGUUCCUGAUGAAGACGGCUUUCAUGAUAUGGAUAGCAUUUAUGCAUCUCCUGAUGAUUUUAAAUCCAUGAAGCAGAGGGACAAGGUGCAAGGACUUCAUCUGCUGGAGUACUUCGUUAAUAGAUGUCAUCAGAUUGGGGUUGUUUGUGAAGCAUGGAUCAAGAGAGGUGAUCCCAAGGAAGUAAUCUGCCAUGAAGUGAAAAGAGUCCAGCCAGAUCUCCUGGUUCUGGGAAGUCGGGGUCUUGGUCCUUUCCAGAGGGUUUUUGUUGGAACUGUGAGCGAAUUUUGUCAGAAGCAUGCUGAGUGCCCUGUUAUCUCAAUCAAACGUAGAGCCGAGGAAAUUCCUCAGGAUCCUGUUGAUGACUGACUUUGUCAUUCUCAGAAUGACCUUUUCCUUUUUUAUUGAUAAACUCCGUGAAAGGUCAUUUGUGUUGAUAAACUCUGACUCUAGGAAUGGUAUGCUCGGUGUUGAUGUGGGAAAACUAGAUGGAUUUGUUAACAAAUGUUAUAUUUCUUCUUUGGUGCACUCUGCUGUUUGUGAAGAAACACGGACUUUGCCUGUUUGUUGGAAAUAUAAUUUGCUCAAAUGUUUCCUGGGCACUUCCUGUA